UGUCAUAAAUUAGUCAGAUAGUUAGUCAGUUCUCACUCUACAAGUCCUCCUGAGUUCCUGUUUCUCUAGUCUCAGGUAAGUAUAAUAGUAUACACCUGUUUUCCUUUGCCCUUGGUGAGAAGACAAAUACAACUUCUGCCUCUUCUCAUUUACAAAGUGAUUUAAUGGUGAUUAAGAAGAUUGGAGGAUAACAGUACAAUUUAUCCCCUCCCCUCCAUUGUUAUAGCCUAGAAACUUGGAAAAAAAAAUCCUGAAAUCUGAAGCAGGUCUCUCUUCUAUGUUUAUAUCUUUCAUCGUCUAUGAAAAUACCAAAGUUUCUAGGAAGAAAUAUCCAAGUUCAUCAAUCUUACUCUACUAUGGGAAUGCUAGGUUUCACUUCUGUCUUCUUUAGGAGUUUAGUUGGGUUCAGUGGACCAUUUCAGGCCAUGUUUGCCUUUUUUCUGUUUCCAAUUUGCUUCACUCGAAAUUUCAGAGCAGCUCCACUGCUCACCAAUACUCCAUACAUCUGGGCUUGGAAUGCCCCGUCUGUUCUUUGUGAUAGUAAGUUCAAUGUGCCAAUAGAUCUGAGCCUUUUCUCUUUCAUUGGAAAUCCACAAAAGAAUGUCAUUGGACAAAAUGUUACAAUAUUCUAUAUGGAUCGACUUGGUUACUAUCCUUACAUAAAUACUGUGAAUCACACUGAUGUGAAUGGAGGAAUUCCACAGGUGGGAUCCCUCCAAAAGCAUUUGGUCAAAGCUAAGGAUGACAUCCUGUACUACAUGCCACAAGACAAACUGGGCUUGGCUGUUAUUGACUGGGAAGAAUGGAGACCUAUUUGGGCAAGAAACUGGAAACCUAAAGAUAUUUAUCAGCAGAAAUCUAUUGAACUGGUUCUACAAAAUAAUGUACAGUUGAGUGAAGAGGAAGCAACCAAGAUAGCCAAAGUAGAUUUUGAAAAAGCAGCAAGAGAUUUUAUGCAAGAGACUUUGAAAGUUGGAAAAUCACUGCGACCAAAACAUUUAUGGGGUUAUUAUCUUUUCCCAAAUUGUUAUAACUAUAAUUAUAAUGAACCCAGUUAUAAUGGAAGUUGUCCUGACAUAGAAAAGAGUAGAAAUAAUGAGCUCUUCUGGUUAUGGGAGGAAAGUACUGCUCUUUACCCAUCCAUUUAUUUGAAUGACAAGUUAACGUCUAGUCCUGAAGCUAUACUCUAUGUUCGAAAUCGUAUUCAAGAAACCAUUCGAAUUUCUGAAGUUCUCAAUGCUCAAGAUCCACUUCCAAUUUUUGUAUAUGCUCGCCCAGUUUUUUCUGGUGGAUCUGGAGAAUACCUUUCUCAGGCUGACCUUGUGAGUACAAUUGGUGAGAGUAUUGCUCUAGGUGCCUCUGGAAUUGUAAUGUGGGGAAGCCUCAAUUUAAGCCAAAGUAUGCAAUCUUGCAUGGACUUAGACAUAUACAUGAAGAGUACACUGAAUCCUUAUUUAAUCAAUGUCACUUUAGCAGCCAAAAUGUGUAGCCAAGUGCUUUGCCAAGAACAAGGAGUAUGUACAAGGAAGCACUGGAAUUCAAGUGACUAUCUUCACCUGAACCCAAUGAAUUUUGCUAUUAAAACUGGGAAAGGUGGAAAAUACUUCAUAUAUGGCAAACCUACACUAAAUGAUCUGCGCUACUUUUCUGAAAAAUUUCAUUGCAGCUGUUAUCCUAAUGUCAGUUGUCAUGAGACAUUCAAUAUGCAAACUACUGAUAUUGUUCAUGUAUGCAUUACAGAUGAUAUUUGUAUAGAAGGAUUUAUAGGCACAGAACUGAGUACUAUUUCUUCUACUUCCAAUGAGGAACCUUCUACCACUUCCAGCAAUGUUUCAUCUUACACUCCAUCUACCGAAUGUGAUCCUGGGAUAGACUUUAAUGACUGCCUCAAAAUCAAGUGUUCAGUAGAAGAGCUACUCAAUAAUGAAAUUCAGAAAGACUGUGAGAGUAUGCACAGGAACAAUUCUAAUUAUUUACCUUCUCAUAAGAUAAAUCAAACAACCCGUCAUCCCCCAAAUGCAGGUGUCAUCAAAUUUCCAAUCUACAUAUUUUACAUUUCAAUAUCUUUCACAUUUUUAUAUUUUAUAGCUUAGCUAUCUUUGAUUAUAUUUCUAUGUGAUCAGUUAUUCCCACAUAUUGAGAUUUUUAUGGGAAUGAGUGAUGUGGAUCAAAAUGCAUGGCCUGGAUAAUAGUUUGCCUUGUUUUUGAGCAAAGAUUGCUUUUCAGGAUUAAACCAAACAUGAAAUUACUAUAAAUUGUUAAACAGAGAUCAUUAAAUAGCAAUGUUUAUUAAAUUCAUAAUCAGGAUGAUGCUAGUAUAUUCAUUGACAGGUAUAUUUUGGUUGAAUCUACAUUUGAUUUGAAUCUUGGUACAACAUUAAAUUUGCUUUACAUUACAUCAAAUUGCUUAUUUUCUCAUUGCCAUGAAUCUGCAGCAAUUAUUUUACAUUCUAUGAAUGUAUAUAUGGAGUUUUUAAACAAGUUAUAGUUUUUACUCUAUUGAAGACUACCGAUAACACUUGGAGGUCUAUUUUUCUGUUGAGAAAUGUGAAAAUUUAAAUAACCCAAAUUUUCUGUGAUGUCUUUAUAAGUGCUUUGUCAUUAAUAAUAAAAUAUAUUUU
Erinaceus europaeus (western European hedgehog) is the source of this 2621-nucleotide messenger RNA. RefSeq names its product hyaluronidase PH-20-like. The transcript is spliced from 5 exons. Gene Ontology annotation, molecular function: hyalurononglucosaminidase activity. Lineage: Eukaryota; Metazoa; Chordata; Mammalia; Eulipotyphla; Erinaceidae. Gene Ontology annotation, biological process: fusion of sperm to egg plasma membrane involved in single fertilization; carbohydrate metabolic process; hyaluronan catabolic process. The record is from RefSeq and is a predicted model, not a curated record. Gene Ontology annotation, cellular component: acrosomal vesicle. Bases 300 to 2093 code for a protein of 597 amino acids.